AUGUCUAUCGACUUCCCCAAGGAAGAGGAGCGUAUCCUCGCGCGCUGGAAGGAAAUCGACGCCUUCCAGCGACAAGUCGAGCUGUCCAAGGGAAAGCAACCCUACACUUUCUACGACGGACCGCCUUUCGCAACCGGCCUGCCCCACUAUGGCCAUCUCCUCGCCUCGACCAUCAAGGACAUCAUCCCCCGCUACUGGUCUAUGAAGGGACGGUAUGUCGAGCGACGAUUCGGCUGGGACACGCACGGCGUACCCAUCGAAUAUGAGAUUGACAAGGAGCUGGGCAUGUCCGGUCGCGACGCCGUACGGACGCUCGGUAUUGCCAAGUACAACGAGAAGUGCCGGGCUAUUGUCAUGCGAUAUGCGGGCGAGUGGAGGACGACCAUUGACCGCCUGGGACGCUGGAUCGACUUCGACAACGACUACAAGACCAUGGACACGAGCUUCAUGGAGACUGAGUGGUGGGUCUUCAAGCGCCUGUUCGACAAGGGCGCCGUGUACCGCGGCUUCAAGGUCAUGCCCUACAGCACAGCCCUCGCCACGCCUCUUAGCAACUUCGAGGCUUCGCAAAAUUACAAAGACGUCCAGGAUCCGGCGGUAGUUGUAUCUUUCCCGCUUGUAGAGGACCCCAACACACUGUUGCUCGCAUGGACGACAACACCAUGGACGCUUCCCAUGAAUACCGGCCUCUGCGCGCACCCCGAUUUCGAGUACGUCAAGAUCCUCGACGAAGCCACUGGCAAGCACUACAUCCUGCUCGAAGCGCUCCUCCGAACACUAUACAAAGACCCGAAGAAGGCCAAAUACAAGGUUGUCGAGAAGCUCAAGGGCAAGGACCUGUUGGGCUGGAAGUACGAGCCGCUCUUCAACUACCUAUACGACGAGUUCAAGGACCACGGCUUCAAGGUGUUGAACGACACCUACGUCACAGCCGACAGUGGUGUUGGUAUCGUCCACCAAGCACCCGCAUACGGAGAGGACGAUUACAGAGUCGCGCUCGCGGCUGGCGUCAUCAGCGACACACGGCCGCCUCCAAACCCCGUUGACGAUGCCGGUUGCUAUACCUCCGUCGUCAAGGACUUCGAGGGACAGCAUGUCAAAGCCGCCGACAAGGCCAUCAUCAAGCACCUAAAGGGCACUGGACGCAUGAUCGUAGACUCGCAGCUGACCCAUAGCUACCCCUUCUGCUGGCGAUCAGAUACCCCUCUCAUCUACCGAACCGUGCCCUCCUACUUCAUCAAGAUCCAGGACAUCGUGCCGCAAAUGCUCGAGAACAUUGCAGGCUCACAUUGGGUCCCAUCGUUCGUCAAGGAGAAGCGCUUUGCCAACUGGAUCUCCAACUCGCCCGACUGGGCUGUAUCAAGAAACCGCUUCUGGGGUACUCCGCUCCCGCUCUGGGUCAGCGACGAUGGCAAAGAAAUGGUCUGCGUUGGCAGCGUGGAAGAGCUGAAGAAGCUGAGCGGUUACGAGGGCGAGCUUACCGACAUCCACCGAGACAAGAUCGACGACAUCACAAUACCCAGCCAACAGGGCAAGGGUGUGCUGCGAAGAACGCCCGAGGUUUUCGACUGCUGGUUCGAGUCUGGAUCUAUGCCCUACGCAAGCGCGCAUUACCCCUUUGAGAAUGUUGAGCAGUUUGAGAAGUCAUUCCCCGGUGAUUUCAUCGCCGAGGGUCUCGAUCAAACUCGUGGUUGGUUCUACACACUGACCGUUCUUGGAACGCAUCUAUUCGGCAAGUUGCCUUUCAAGAACUGCGUUGUCAAUGGUAUCGUGCUUGCGGAAGACGGCAAGAAGAUGUCCAAGCGUCUCAAGAACUACCCAGAUCCAUCGCUUGUCAUGAACAGCUAUGGUUCGGAUGCCCUCCGACUGUACCUCAUCAACUCGCCAGUUGUGCGUGCUGAGACUCUUCGCUUCAAGGAGGCCGGUGUCAAGGAGAUUGUGUCAAAGGUCCUACUGCCGCUUUGGAACAGUUACCAGUUCUUCGAACAGCAGGCGACUCUGCUCAAGAAGGUUGCUGAUCUGCACUUCGUCUUCGACCCAGCAGCCGGGAAGACCAACAAAAACAUUCUAGAUCGAUGGAUCCUGGCAUCAUGUCAGUCAUUGCUCAAGUUUGUCAAUGCCGAGAUGGCGGCGUACAGACUGUACACCGUGGUACCGCGACUACUGGAGCUCAUUGACAACACAACGAAUUGGUACAUCCGAUUCAACCGUCGGAGGUUAAAGGGCGAGUAUGGUAUGGAGGAUACCAAGCAUGCCCUGAACACUCUGUUCGAAGUCCUCUACACUCUCUGCCGGGGUCUUGCGCCCUUCACCCCCUUCAUCACCGACAACAUCUACCUACGCCUGCUACCACACAUCCCCAAGGAGCUGCAUGCCGAGGAUAACCGCAGCAUACACUUCCUUCCCUUCCCCGAGGUUCGAGAAGAACUCUUUGACGAGGUCGUCGAGCGCCAAGUCAAGCGCAUGCAGGCCGUCAUCGAACUCGGUCGUAUCUGCCGCGACCGCGCGAACAAGGGCCUCAAGAUCCCUCUCAAGACUCUUGUCGUCAUCCACCCCGACCAGCAAUAUCUGGACGACGUCAAGUCGCUAGAGAACUACAUCUGCGAGGAGCUCAACAUCCGCGACCUGGUGCUCUCCAGCGACGAGGAGAAGUACAAGGUGCAAUACUCCGCAACCGCCGACUUCUCCGUGCUCGGCAAAAAGCUCAAGAAAGACGCCAUCAAAGUGAAAAAAGCGCUGCCCAACCUCACGUCCCAGGAGAUCAAGGACUUCUUGAAGAAGGGAGAAUUGCUUGUUGAUGGCAUUAAGGUAGAGGCCGAGGACCUCAUGGUCAAGCGCGGCCUCGCCAAGGACGAUGCAAACAAAGACCAGGAAUUCAACACUGACAAUGAUGUCCUCAUCAUCCUCGACGUCGCGUCGUACCCCGAACUCGAGCAGGAGGGUCUAGCCCGUGAAGUCAUCCGCCGCGUGCAGGACUUGCGCAAGAAAGCGGGGCUUGUGCCGACGGACGAUGUGGGCAUGGAGUACCGCGUGCUCAGCGAUCCGGAGAAUCUGGGCUUGGAACAGGCGUUUGAAAACCAAGGGCCGUUGUUUGAGAAAGCACUCAGGAGGAAUGUGGAUAAGCAUGUCAUCACGGAAGUCGAGGGCAAGAUUCCGGAAGGCAAGGAUGAGAAGGUCAUUGUGGAGGAGGAGCAGGAGUUGCAUAAGGCGACGUUCAUGUUGAGGUUGGUCAAGUUGUAG
Molecule: messenger RNA, 3240 nt
Organism: Parastagonospora nodorum SN15
Lineage: Eukaryota; Fungi; Ascomycota; Dothideomycetes; Pleosporales; Phaeosphaeriaceae
Exons: 3
Coding region: 1-3240 (1079 amino acids)
Biological process (GO): isoleucyl-tRNA aminoacylation
Molecular function (GO): ATP binding; aminoacyl-tRNA deacylase activity; tRNA binding
Source: RefSeq, a predicted model, not a curated record